AUGUUGAUAGUAGCAGGCGGUUACGAGGGCGGUCUUGUUGGAGUGGAGGCCCCUGAUCCUUCGGAAGCAUCGGCAUCUUCGCCGUCGUCUAUAAAUUCUUCUGUCGCACCUGAUGAGAAAUCGCUAGCUUUUCGUUUCCUCUGCUCUCAGGGUUCUAUUCGUUGUUUGGCUCUUGGAUUAGACUUCUUGUGUUGCGGUGGAUCGGACGAGACGGUCCAGGUGUACGGACUGCGCAAUCGCAAAAAGCACGGCGACCUUCUUUUAUCUGAUGGAUGUAUCACAUCAGUUGGUGCCGUGGGCACAAUUGCGAAUGGAUUACUCCUGAUUGGUAACGAGCACGGUCUCUUGCAUGUUUACUCGGUGCGGCAUCUCAACUUGCUAAAACAGCUGAAGGGCCACAAGCGCUCCAUCACAUCGGUUUCUGUGCACCCUAACGGGGAGCUAGCUUUAUCGGUAUCGGAAGACGCUACAGUGCGUCUGUGGGAUUUAAAAACAUUCGUUUGUGUGUUUUAUUCGCGCCUAAACGGGCCUUCGUUAGCAGUAGAGUGGCACUCCGACGGCAAGAGGUACUAUAUUCUAUCUGAAUCGCAACUUUUAUUAUUAUCAUUGAGCGAGGAUACAAGUCCGUGCGUUCAGAAGGCGGGAAUAUCGUUGAAAUACUGUUGCGCCACGUGGGUAGGUGAUUCGGUAGCUGUUGGUUGCAAGUCUGGAGCUGUGGUCGUCUACUCACCAGGCUCUGAGACGCCUAUAGUAAAGGAUGGUGUCCACACUAAGCGUAUCAAAGCUAUCACCUCAUUCUCGGGUUGCAUAGUUACUGCUGACUCUGAUGGGAUGCUGGUCUGUGCGUCUGUUGCUUCUGGCAAAGGGCCAGGAUUAUCUCUGUCGGAGCUAUGGCGUUACGAUGUAGAGAUGCGUGUCAACGCCUUGGGAUGUUGUGCGAAGUAA
Molecule: messenger RNA, 945 nt
Organism: Babesia sp. Xinjiang
Lineage: Eukaryota; Apicomplexa; Aconoidasida; Piroplasmida; Babesiidae
Product: p21-activated protein kinase-interacting protein 1-like
Exons: 3
Coding region: 1-945 (314 amino acids)
Molecular function (GO): protein binding
Source: RefSeq, a predicted model, not a curated record